AUGGAUUUCGUAAAAGUGAAAAUGAAAAUAAAGUGUUAAAAUAUUAAAAUUAGAAUCUCAAAUAAGAAAUUGUUAAUCUUUCAAAUAAAUUUAAUUAAGUCAAACAGAUUUAUCAGAAAACUUGAUGAAAUGCAUAAAAAGAAAGAGAGUUAUUUGAUAAAUAAGUUCAUAAUGAAACGGAAAUUGAUUAACUAAGAGAUGAAAACAGGGCAUUAAAAAGAGCUAGAUUAGAAUAAGAGUAAUUUAGAUAAACAAUUAAAAUGA
Molecule: messenger RNA, 264 nt
Organism: Paramecium sonneborni
Lineage: Eukaryota; Ciliophora; Oligohymenophorea; Peniculida; Parameciidae
Source: the annotation of a GenBank genome assembly